AUAAAUCCCCGUUUUGCUUAUUUGAGAAAAGCACUUUGAAGAGUGUAGUAGGCACAGCGUUGUAGCUCUGCAGACGAUCCGUGACACACAGACGAUGAUUUUCCUUCCCAUACAAGAAAUACUUCCCAUACAAGGAGUUUGGCAUGGGCCCAGCUCGUCCAGAUCAGUAGAGCAAGCACUGCCCUCCUGCAAAGUGAUGGGGAAGGGAGACGGGCUCAAGGCGUAGAGGGGAAACCGGGCACACGGAUAUCUGUCUGGAAGCAAAGAGCCAGAAAUCACAGCACCUGGAACAUAGAGAGUAUAAAAACUCAAAAAAGCAAAACAAAUUGAAAAUAGCCACAAGAAGAACUGACAGCGGUUGCCGGGUAUCUGCACAUUCCAGUAAUCUGAGAGACCGCAGUGAUGAAAUGGAAGUUGGGAACAUAACCUACUAAACACCUAGCCAAAUCAGCUGAAGGGGGGGGGGGGUGCUAAGACGGGGAGAGGAGCGCCGUGUUUAUUCCAGAUGUUGGUGAAGCAGCUGGAGCUGAAGUAGCAGGAAGCAGAAGUAACUUAGUACAGAGAGCGAAAUUACUGAGGAUUAAGAACAAGUCAAUUUUCUGCAUCCGGCCGGAGCUUUCUCCUCUGCCCCGGGGACCAGGAAUCCGGCUCCUGACACAGAAUGGGCUCCAGCAGCAUCCUUCCUGGUGGAUUCUUAAGAAUGUUCUUGUGUCUUGGAAGGACCUAGGACCUGUAUCCCGAAACCUCUCUCUUCUAACUGACGCAAGAUAAUGUCUAUGAUGUUUGGGAAACCCAGAGCUCUGCACGCGUCCCACUUCUCUUCAAAUGAACGCAGUCCACACGCAGAAUGCAACCUGGUGCUGCUGGGGUGUCGAGGAGCCGGGAAAUCAGCACUCACGGUGAAGUUCCUGACCAGACGGUUUAUUAGUGAAUACGACCCCUAUCUUGAGGACACAUACAGCUCAGAAGAAGUGGUGGACCAGCAACCGGUUCUCGUACGAGUCAUGGACACAGCCGAUCAAGACGGGCCAGUGAAUCCUGAACGGUACUUAGCCUGGGCCAAUGCCUUCCUAGUGGUGUACAGCAUUGAUAACAAGAAGAGCUUUGAGAGCUGCCUUCAAUACUUGGAGAUCAUCUCUCAGUAUAACAAAGGAGCCGUACAUGAGAACCCGGUUCUGCUUAUAGGAAACAAGCUUGACAUGGAACGGUACAGACAGGUCAGCAAGGCAGAUGGUUCAGCUCUCGCCUCCCGCCACGGCUGCCUUUUCCGGGAGGUCUCUGCUUGCCUGGAUUUCCGAUUGGUGCAGCGGGUGUUUCACGAUGCCAUUCACGAAGUGAGGAGGGACGCAGAGAGGUCCAAUCAUCUUAGACCGCCAUUGUACAUCAGCGAGGAGAGGGCACUGCUCGGCUUGCCCCCCUUGUCCUCCUCUGCAAUGUCCAGCCGCCACGGCAUGCCUACCCUCAGCACCCUAUCCCCUCUAAGUUACAAAGAGAUCCCUUCUGUGGCUCAAGCCAAACUUGUCACGGUGAAGUCAUCUAGGGCCCAGAGCAAACGUAAGGCGCCGACGCUGACCCUUCUUAAGGGGUUUAAGAUUUUUUAAGGCCAAACUCCUUUAUUGGCAUGAAAUACCAAAUCCUGAGUCACUAUUUAUGAACUGAAUAACUAAGGAUGGCCAAGAGCUGAAGCUAAUGUAUCUGAACUAUUAUUUUUUUAAUCUUGAGGUUGACAAUGCAGUGAAUAAGGCCAGGCCGAGGGGGUAGUCAAAAAGUCGGCCACCUUGGGAACUUCACCAAGAGAGGGGGGGUGCCAAAAGGGAUUACAACCUAUAUUACAGAAGAAGUGGGCAAAGGGGGCUCACUUUUGUAAUUUUGCCGUGGUGCUGAAGAUCUUAUCCAAGAACUGGCGGUGAAGAACUGUACAGCAAUUUGAGGAACGUUGCAUGAACAAGGCAAGGCCGAGGGGUAGUCAAAAAGUCAGCCACCUUGGGAACUUCACCAAGGGAGGGGGGUGCCAAAAGGGCCUACAACCUAUAUUACAGAAGAAAUGGGCAAAGGGGGCUCACUUUCGUAAUUUUGCCUUGGUGCUGAAGGAUCUUAUCCAAGAACUGGCGGUGAAGAACUGUACAGCAAUUUGAGGAACGUUGCAUGAACAAGGCAAGGCCGAGGGGUAGUAAAAUAGUUGGCCAACUUGGGAACCUUACCAAGGGAGGGGGUGUUAAAUGGGCCUACAACCUAUAUUACACACGUAGUGGGCAAAGGGGGCUCACUUUCGCAAUUUUGCCUUGGUGCUGAAGGAUCUUAUCCAAGAACUGGUGGUGAAGAACAGCACAGCAAGUUGAGGAACAUUGCAUGAACAAGGCCAGGACAAGGGGUAGUCAAAAAGUUGGCCACCCUUGGAAACUUCAGCAAGGUAGGGGGUGCUAAAAGGGCCUACAACCUAUAUUACAGAAUUAGUGGGCAAAGGGGGCUCACUUUGGUCUAUUUUGCCUUGGUGCUAAAGGCUCUUGUCCAAGCACAAGUGGUGAAGAACACCACAGCAAUUUGAGGAACAUUGCAUGAACAAGGCCAGGCUGAGGGGUAGUCAAAAAGUUGGCCACAUUGGGAACUUCAGCAAGAGAGGGGGUGUUAAAUGGGCCUACAACCUAUAUUACAUAAGUAGUGGGCAUCCUGCUAAAGGAUCUUGUCCCAGCACUGGUGGUGAAGAACAGCACAGCAAGUUGAGGAACAUUGCAUGAACAAGGCCAGGCCAAGGGGUAGUCAAAAAGUUGGCCAACUUGGGAACUUCAGCAAGGACGGGGGUGUUAAAUGGGCCUACAACCUACUGUAUAUUACACAAGUAGUGGGCAAAGGGGACUCACUUUGGUAAUUUUGUCAUCCUGCUAAAGGAUCUUGUCCCAGCACUAGUGGUGAAGAACACCACAGCAAGUUGAGGAACAUUGCAUGAACAAGGCCAGGCCGAGGGGUAGUCAAAAAGUUGGCCACAUUGGGAACUUCAGCAAGAGAGGGGCUGUUAAAUGGGCCUACAACCUAUAUUACACAAGUAGUGGGCAUCCUG
Molecule: messenger RNA, 3055 nt
Organism: Rana temporaria (common frog)
Lineage: Eukaryota; Metazoa; Chordata; Amphibia; Anura; Ranidae
Gene: RASL12
Product: RAS like family 12
Exons: 6
Coding region: 771-1601 (276 amino acids)
Molecular function (GO): GTP binding; GTPase activity
Source: RefSeq, a predicted model, not a curated record